AAUGACAGAAUUUUUGGAAGAUUAUUACUUUUGGAAGGCCUGUUAAUACCCAUUUCCUAAGAGAUAGUUGACCAACAUUGAUUCUGGCAUGGCGCAAAACAGUCCACAGCUUGAUAUUCAGGUUCUCCAUGAUCUUCGACAACGUUUUCCUGAAAUUCCAGAGGGUGUGGUAUCUCAGUGCAUGUUACAGAAUAACAACAAUCUAGAAGCCUGUUGUCGAGCCCUUUCCCAGGAGAGCAGCAAAUACUUGUAUAUGGAAUACCAUAGUCCAGAAGACAAUAGAAUGAAUAGAAAUCGCCUUUUGCAUAUUAAUCUGGGUAUCCAUUCUCCUAGUAGCUACCACCCAGGAGAUGGAGCUCACCUUAAUGGUGGUCGAACACUGGUACAUAGCUCAAGUGAUGGACAUAUUGAUCCUCAGCAUACAGCAGGCAAACAGAUGAUAUGUUUAGUUCAGGAACCACACUCAGCUCCAGCUGUUGUGGCUGCUACUCCCAACUAUAAUCCAUUUUUUAUGAAUGAACAGAGCAGAAGUGCAGCUACUCCACCUUCACAGCCACCUCAGCAGCCAUCUUCCAUGCAAACAGGAAUGAAUCCAUCUGCUAUGCAAGGUCCUUCACCACCGCCACCACCUCCGUCCUACAUGCACAUACCUCGGUAUAGUACAAAUCCAAUUACUGUUACAGUGUCCCAGAACCUUCCUUCCGGACAGACUGUACCAAGAGCUUUACAGAUUCUUCCACAAAUUCCAAGCAAUCUCUAUGGAUCUCCUGGUUCUAUUUUUAUUAGACAGACAUCUCAGAGUUCAUCAGGAAGACAGACUCCUCAGAAUGCUCCAUGGCAGUCCUCACCACAAGGCCCAAUGCCUCAUUACAGCCAGCGUCCUUUACCUGUUUAUCAACAUCAACAGAACUAUCAACCUUCUCAGUAUUCUCCCAAACAACAACAGAUUCCUCAGUCAGUUUACCAUUCACCACCUCCUUCUCAGUGUCCUUCACCUUUUAGCUCACCACAGCAUCAAGUACAACCACCCCAGCUGGGUCACCCAAGCUCUCAUGUGUUUAUGCCACCCAGUCCUUCAACUACUCCACCCCACCUAUAUCAACAAGGACCUCCUAGUUAUCAGAAACCAGGAGGUCAUUCAGUAGCCUAUCUCCCUUACGCAGCAUCUAGCUUACCCAAAGGUUCCAUGAAGAAGAUAGAAAUUACAGUUGAACCUUCUCAAAGACCUGGGACAGCAAUAACUAGAAGUCCGUCACCUAUCAGUAAUCAACCAUCUCCAAGGAACCAGCACUCACUGUAUACAGCCACCACGCCACCUUCAAGUUCCCCUUCAAGAGGGAUAUCUAGUCAACCAAAACCUCCAUUUAGUGUUAAUCCUGUGUAUAUUACAUAUACACAGCCAACUGGACCUUCGUGUGCUCCAUCACCAUCUCCUCGAGUGAUACCAAACCCAACUACAGUUUUUAAAAUUACUGUAGGCCGAGCAACAACUGAAAACCUUUUAAAUUUAGUGGACCAAGAAGAACACUCUACAGCUCCAGAACCUAUUCAGCCCAUUUCAGUGAUACCAGGCUCUGGGGGAGAAAAGGGAAACCACAAGUAUCAAAGGAGUUCUAGUUCUGGAUCAGAUGACUAUGCCUAUACACAAGCCUUGCUGUUACAUCAGCGAGCAAGAAUGGAGAGGUUAGCAAAGCAAUUGAAACUUGAAAAAGAGGAACUAGAGCGGUUGAAAGCUGAAGUUAACAGUAUGGAGCAUGACCUGAUGCAGAGACGGCUUAGAAGAGUCAGCUGCACCACUGCAAUUCCCACGCCUGAGGAAAUGACAAGAUUGAGAAGCAUGAACAGACAACUCCAGAUAAAUGUUGACUGUACACUGAAAGAAGUUGACCUCCUUCAAUCUAGAGGAAACUUUGAUCCAAAAGCCAUGAAUAAUUUUUAUGACCACAUAGAACCUGGCCCAGUUGUACCACCAAAGCCAUCUAAAAAAGACUCCUCAGACUCCUGUGCAAUUGAGAGAAAAGCCCGAAGAAUUAGUGUGACUUCCAAAGGACCGGCAGAUAUCCAUGAAUUCCAGGCAGCAGCUGCAGAUGAACAUUUAAGUGGCUGCAAACAGAGUCCUCGGAUCCAGCCUCGAGAUGAAGAUUAUGAAGGGGCUCCAUGGAAUUGUGACAGCUGUACCUUUCUCAACCACCCAGCACUGAAUCGCUGUGAGCAAUGUGAGAUGCCACGGUACACUUGAGUUCAGAAGAAUUGACACUAGGUUGAGAGUGAAACUUUGAGCACUCACCGAAAGAAAAGGAAACUUUGGGAUUGUAUUCAUCUGCCCAGCCUUUUCAUUUCUUGAUUGCACAAGGGGAGGUGGGGGAAUGGCGCCCUGGCCACUGGCUCGCGAAAGGAAAAAUGGGAAGUUCUUUUCUUUUCCUUUCUUAACUCAUUACAGAGUGAGAGGUAGAAGGGGAUACUUGAAUUCACUCCUGCAAGAAUGUACACAGAGAUGUUAAGGGCUCUUCUGUGGAAUCCCAAUUGUUACACUUACUGCUGAGUGGCUCUUCAUUUCUAAAGGUGAACUUUGGGAUAUGGUAGGACAUGUUACAGUUUAUGCAGACAAACUGUGAAUUCCAGAGCAGACAUACUUGGUCACAGCUCUCUGGAAACCAAGGCUCCCUGUGCCUCUUCCUGUUGUUUCUUGUGAAGAUGUGGACAGGAAAAAGCACCCAGGAUAUGUUUUAUUUUCUUUUUUGCAAAAUAAUAAGUUUAUUUGUAAUUGCUGCUUUUUUUUCAGGGGUAAUUUCAAACACACAUUCAUAUGCAAACAGGAUACUUUAAAAUGUGAUUUGUAGUAGUCAGGAAUUAGGCAUAUCAUGCCCUUUGUGAGGAAAUACAAUCAGAGGUAGAAUUACCUCUUUUGCUUGAACAAUGGUUCAUCAAGCUGCAUUGACACUGGUAACUAAGACCUACUUAUGCCACAUAAAUUAUUGUAUAUUUUCUUAGGUUAUUGAUUUUGAAAGUAAUGAAGUAUGAUUUUAUAAAAUGUCAUUCUCAUAAAACCGUGCUUUGCCAGUAGCACACUGAAUGUAUGCCAAAUGCAAGUCCAUUCCAAAACCAUUGGAAAUCCUAAGCUUAGUUGUGGUUCUUAAGAAAUGUUUGCAGUAUAUAGGGCCCCCCACUUCUGGUUUGUAAUGAAUACAUAAUGUUUACAGCACAGAAAAUACUUUGUGCCGUAGUCCUAAUUUAGCUGAAAAAAUCAAUAUGAGCUAUUUAUUUGCACAUGUGUUAACUAGCCAAUGAGAGGGAAAGUGAAGUUGGCCAACAUGAUAACGUUGCAUUAAUGAAGGAGUGAGACAAGACUACUCAAGAAAUACUAUUGGUCUGGGGAUACAGCUCAGUGGAAGCACGGUAGCCUGGCAUUAACAAGGUGCUAUAGGUUGAAAAAAAAACUACUGUCAAAAGAAUGAUGUAUACAGGGAGUUUGACUUUUUUUUUAGUUGAAUGGACAGAUCAUACUGAAUUUCAGCAGUUCAGGGAAUACUAAAGCACUACUUAUGAAACAAUACAGGCAUGGAUACACUGAAAAAGAUAAUAAAUCAGGCCACUUGUUGUGAUGUAUUAUGAGAAAAUUAAUAAUAGUAUAUUUAAGUAGGUUCUUUGCCUUAAAUUUCCUUCUUGGCUCAGAAUUGAAUUUUGGAAUUCUUCCCCAUUUUGGUGAACAUAGACAGCAAUAAAGUUGCUAGGUUUUUCCAUCUUGAAGAAUUUCACUUGAGGUCAUAACCUUAGGAAUACUAGGUCUGUCUCCAACUCCUGUAUACACAGCCACUUUGUACUGUCAUUGUAUUCUCAUUUAGCAGUAAUCUCUACCAGACCUGGAAAAACAAGCUGCACUCAAUAGCAUAUUGAAACCAAAGGCAUAGCUCAUUGUAGUUUUCUAUCAGUCAUUAUUUUCUACAUCGCAUCUAGCCUUCCUAAGUGGAGAAUGCCCCAAAUACAUCCAUUUUUCUCAAGAAGAGCAUGAUUAUGUAAUUAUCUCUCACUCAACUGCGGCAAAACUGUGAAAAUCACAGUGGUGGAAAAACACAGGCACAAACCCAUGGACUUGGAAAGGGUAAAAGGCUUGUAACCUGGGUUUCCUGUCAGUCCCCAGAAGCAGUCUAGCAGUCCUACUGUUCUUUAAGGCACCCUUGCCUUUGUGUAGUUUUUUGUCUCCCUUAGAGAUGGACAGCUCUACUUGCUGUUAUGAGACAAGUCAGGAGGAACAUAUACACUACUUGAUAUAUCUAACUAAAGGCGUGCAAGUGUUCAUAGUAAGAUGCUGAAAUACCAACAACGUGGCACUUGUCAGUUGAACAUGAAAGAAGCAUGUGUGAAAAGUCUGAUGCUUUAUUAAAACCAUGUAGUUGAUAUUAAGACUAUUGCAUGAAAGCUCACCAAGGUCAAUAAGCUGUUAACAUACAGUAGAUGCAUGGUUUCAGGCCUUCAAUGAUAUAUCUAGCCAAUCAUUGCUUUUACCUGCCAGGCAAAAUGAGGUACUAGUUCAUUUGUUUGGUAUGGAAGUUAGGUAUGCGACAUCAGAGGGACUUUAAGUUUGUACAUGUUACGUUUUAGUUGUUCACACAUUCUAAAUGCCCACAAAGUUGUAUUCAGUUCCUAAAAAUGAAGAAAACAACUUGACACUGACGAACUUGAUACAUUUAACUGUAUCAUAUAUAGACCCAUAUAUAAACUGCUCCUUAUCUAUGACCGCUUUGAAUAAGAAUUCAUUGAACCAUCCAGGUGGUUUUGUUUCUUUUUUCCAGAGUGUUCUGCUCAUAUUGGCAACCAUAAGCAGGUGGCAUAUGGUGGUAGGGUAGAACUUGGUUGGAUACUGCUACAGAGGAGUCCAUGCCCUUUGGGUCAGUUAGUGCACUCUUAUUUUCGUGUGAGAGGUUUGCUUUCUUAAAAUGCUAGUUUGAUGUACCUGGUAAGACAGACCUGACUCUACAUUUUACAUUUCACUCUUUUUGUAAACUGGGUUUUUAGAAAGCAUGUUAGCCAUUGUGUUAAAAGAACACUGUCUCCUUAAAUUUUAGAGGUCUUAAAGUUUAAAGUGGAAAAAAAGGAGUCACAAACUUGUAAGGAUUGUAAAAUGCUUGCAUUGAUUCUAAUCUAGUUUGGGGGAAAGUGGAGGCAGUGGAUAUUAAAGAAACAAAAGAAAUGCAUUGUACAAAUAUGUAGUUUUAGUGCAGGUUAAUGAUGGUGGAGGAAAGUGUUGCUAAUUUGUUUUUUCCCAGGACGAAAUGGGAAGUGUGAUAUGCAGUUUAAUUUUUAAGGAGCUGGUCUCAAUUUUACUACUUUCUACUUAUGAAAGAAAUUAAUGUUUCCUUAAAUUUUUGUCAUUGGUUUGUCACAAUUAUCUAGGGGUUCAUAUCCAACUCUCUGUGGCAACUCAGUUUUAUAUAGUCUUUUUAAAAAGUAAUUGUUUAUGUAUUUCUGACAGUGUGAAAAAAGAAUAUGAGGCAUAGAACUUUCUUUUAGAAAUAUCGAUGAUGUAUCCUGGAAUGUGAAGAUGUCCCUUGAAGAUGAAAAAUGGAAUUAUUUUACUAUUGUACCAUUGUUAGACCUUGAAUGAAUCCAUGUUACAAUGUGUGUCUGUAGAUUUGUAGAGAAUGGGAAAUGACAAUUGAAUCAUUACUUUAAAACUUCGAAUUGGGCACUGCCUGCGUUGCAGCACUACUGUAUCUUUGUUGAGAGAAUUAACAGUAUUUCCCUGCUGUGAAAGUUAAUUCUGAUGAUGUUUCACAUUCACUUGACUGUUUUUCUGUAUUAUUUGCAUCCCCAAAUAUUUACUACAAGUAAAAUCGUGCAUGGCUUGGGCAUUCAGUGAUAACCGAAUGAUGUGUCAGUCUGAGUUUUUAAAGCCAUGAAAAGUUGCUUUGAGACUGAACAGUUCUGAGUUAUUUAUAACAGCACCCAUUGUCCAUGUUUCUUUCCCCACUGUAAAAGAAUUGAUCAGUUUCUUCAUUAAAGCAGCAAAAAGUUAAUUAAAUCUUGUACAUACCAUGUCUCUUAGAUUUGUGUAUGUUGUGAAGGACAUUAUUUUGAAAAGAAACUGUACAAAGGCAUAUUAAAAGGCCAUGCAUGCACCGUACCUCCAAGCAGUACAUAUUCAGAAAGUCAGAGUCCUGCAAAAUAAAUUAAUAAACUAAAAACAAGCUCUA
Molecule: messenger RNA, 6191 nt
Organism: Arvicanthis niloticus (Nile rat)
Lineage: Eukaryota; Metazoa; Chordata; Mammalia; Rodentia; Muridae
Gene: Tab3
Product: TGF-beta activated kinase 1 (MAP3K7) binding protein 3
Biological process (GO): positive regulation of canonical NF-kappaB signal transduction
Cellular component (GO): extracellular exosome
Molecular function (GO): ubiquitin binding
Source: RefSeq, a predicted model, not a curated record